Messenger RNA from Prunus dulcis (almond), 837 nucleotides. RefSeq lists its product as uncharacterized. The transcript has a single exon. NCBI's taxonomy places the organism in Eukaryota, Viridiplantae, Streptophyta, Magnoliopsida, Rosales, Rosaceae. The coding region runs from base 1 to 837 and encodes 278 amino acids. The record is from RefSeq and is a predicted model, not a curated record.
AUGAGUUUUUCGGGCUCGAAGAAUUCAAGAGAACAUUCACUCUCGCCUGUUUCAAACGCUGAUUCAAGCACAGACUCAUACCAUGGAUCCCUGCCUGACGACCAACAGAAGAACAUUGCCUCGGCGUCCAUAGGUGAGUCUUAUUCUAUGGCCAUGCAGGUCAUGGUGACGGGAGCAAUGUCUAUUGAAGAACAGCUGGCCCAUAUGAGCGAAGCGGUCAAGAAACUGUCGAAUAUGGUUGAAGAGAAGGAUGCGCAGAUUGUUUCUCUCAUCAACAAGUGGGAAGCGCAUCAGGAUAAGGAGCCUGGUCAAGACGCACACAAGAAAGGACCACAUCAUGAGGCUGAAUCUAGCGAAAAAGGAUUGGGUCAUGAAACAGAGUCGGGUGAGAAGCCGCACGGAAAAGUUGAAGCCGCCUCGGUGGGUUCUUUGUUAGUCCAACAACUUCAGGACAUGAUCGCGAACACUAUCAGGGCUCAAUAUGGUAGGCAUUCUCAAGAUACAUUUAUCUAUUCCAAAUCUUACACCAAAAGGUUAGACAACCUUCGAAUGCCAAUGAGUUAUCAACCUCCAAAGUUCAUGCAGUUUGAUGGAAAAGGUAACCCUAAACAACAUGUUGCCCACUUCAUCGAGAUGUGCAACAGCGCUGGCACUAAUGACGAUUAUCUCGUGAAGCAAUUUGUCCGCUCACUCCGAGGCACUACAUUCAACUGGUACAUUGACUUGGAACCCGAGUCAAUUGACAGCUGGGAACAAAUGGAGAGAGAAUUCCUCAACUGCUUCUAUAGUACUUGUCGUUCAGUUAGCAUGCUAGAGCUCACUAGCACAAAGCAAUGA